Melopsittacus undulatus (budgerigar) is the source of this 1813-nucleotide messenger RNA. RefSeq names its product CDC42 effector protein 4 (gene CDC42EP4). Gene Ontology annotation, biological process: positive regulation of actin filament polymerization; regulation of cell shape; positive regulation of pseudopodium assembly. The transcript has a single exon. Gene Ontology annotation, molecular function: small GTPase binding. Gene Ontology annotation, cellular component: membrane; cytoplasm. The record is from RefSeq and is a predicted model, not a curated record. Bases 93 to 1001 code for a protein of 302 amino acids. Lineage: Eukaryota; Metazoa; Chordata; Aves; Psittaciformes; Psittaculidae.
GUGUGAGCAUCGGUGUGAGCAUCGGUGUGAGCAUCAGUGUGAGCACCGCCCGGCUCCAUCGCCUCCCGGCGCAGCCCCCAUCCCACGUGGCCAUGCCGAUCCUCAAGCAGCUCGUGUCCAACUCUGCCCAUUCCAAGCGGCGCUCGCGGGCAGACCUGACAGCCGAGAUGAUCAGCGCGCCGCUGGGUGACUUCCGGCACACCAUGCACGUGGGCAGAGCCGGCGAUGCCUUCGGCGACACCUCCUUCCUCACCAGCAAGGCCGGGGAGCCGGGCACGGAGCCGGCCGAGGAGCCGGGAGCCUCCAAGCCCGGCCUGCUGUCCCGGCGCUUCCGCGGCAGCAAGCGCUCGCAGUCGGUGACACGUGGGGAGCGCCGGGACGUGCUGGGCUCGCUGCGGGACUCGGCGCUGUUCGUGAAGAACGCGGUGUCCCUGCCCCAGCUCAAUGAGAAGGACGUGGACCGGAGCUCAGCACAGCUGCCCAAGAGCCUCUCCUCCAGCCCCGUCAAGAACCUGCCCCAGGAGGGCAGCCCCGAGGAGCAGCAGCACCAGAACGGGGCGGCCGCGGGGCCGCUGAGCCCUGGCUUGGACGAGCGUGACUUUGGGGACAUCACGGAGCUGCCUGUGGUCAUGGGCAGGAGCGGGGCCGGCAUGAAGCAUGCAGAGUCCAUCAUGUCCUUCCACAUCGACCUGGGGCCCUCCAUGCUGGGAGAUGUCCUGAGCAUCAUGGAUAAGGAGCAGUGGGAGCAGGAUGAAGACCCUGAGGCGGAGGAGGAGGAAGAGGAGGAGGAGGAUGCUCCCACCCUGCCUGGCUCCCAGGCUGCACUCCCAAUGACCCAGAGCCCGUCCCAUGGUGUUCGCUGCCUCUCCAGGGACAGCAGUUUGGGGCCAGAGGAGCGCAGCCCCGUUCCUGUGCCCCUGAGCCAGCGGGGGGGGCCCCCAAAACGCCCCGACAAGGAGUUCUCAUUCGCUGAUGAAGAUGAUGAUGAGAUCAGAGUAUAAGAGGCAGGUGCUGAGGACUCUGGUUCUCAUCUGCGGUGGUUGGACAUGGGGCUGAAUGUCCCAGUGCUGCACUGGCUGGCACUGGGGGGACUCAACUCAUGCCUCCUUCCCUCUCCCCAUCCCAGCAGGACAGUGCUCAGCUCCUGGGAAUGGGGGCACCGACAUCCUGGGGAGCUCUGGCACAUCCCAGGAGGGGAGAUCAGACUGUUCCAGUUCCUUCUGUUGGACUUUGGAUAUUAGCUUUUCUUCUGCCCCCUCUUGCCCAUGUAAAGCAGUAUAGGGUCGGCCAGGACGAGGCUUCCAAGUUUUAGCCCCUUUAGUAAUAUAUCUAUUUUUUUCCACCGUACAUUUUUACUGCUCCCUGAUUUGUACUUAACUUUCCUUACUCUUGCUUUUGGUUCUAAUGGAGGGGAGGUUUCCCAUGAGGAAGGACUUGGCUCGGGAGCUCAGAUGAGGCUCUGACUCCCUGCGCUUCAUGGGGACAUCUGACAGACCAAGAGCCUCCAGCCCUGUGCUGUGAUGGGGGCUCGCUCCCAUCCCUCCGAUGGAUGGAUGGAUGGAUGGAUGGAUCCAUCCCGGAUGCUUGACACUACAAAUGGGGACAUGCCCCUGGCCAUCCCUGCCACCGGCUGCUCCCAGGGAUGCUGAUGGGAGCGUGGCUCUGUCCCCCGUGAGCCAGGCUGAGCCCUGCUGUGUCCAUGCUGGGCAGCCGCUGCUGUGGCAGUGCUGACCCUGGCCUGGUGCAGGCGGCUCAAGAGCAGGUUUUAUACCAUGUAUGUACAAAUGGAAAGAAUAAAAGGAUCCGGUAGUGA